Molecule: messenger RNA, 1674 nt
Organism: Salvia splendens (bonfire salvia)
Lineage: Eukaryota; Viridiplantae; Streptophyta; Magnoliopsida; Lamiales; Lamiaceae
Product: glyceraldehyde-3-phosphate dehydrogenase, cytosolic-like
Exons: 8
Coding region: 993-1601 (202 amino acids)
Biological process (GO): glycolytic process
Cellular component (GO): cytosol
Molecular function (GO): glyceraldehyde-3-phosphate dehydrogenase (NAD+) (phosphorylating) activity
Source: RefSeq, a predicted model, not a curated record
AGCACCUUAAUAAAUUCUUCCUUCCUUUGCUACAACUCUCCAUAGUCUUCUUCUCUGCUUUUCUUUCACACAAACAAACAAACUCAUUUCAAGACUCUGUUGUUAUCAUUUUCUUAUUCUAGAAUAUGGGAAAGAUCAAGAUUGGGAUUAAUGGGUUUGGGAGGAUUGGGCGUUUGGUUGCAAGAGUUGCUCUGCAAAGGGAUGAUGUUGAGCUCGUUGCUGUCAAUGAUCCAUUUAUUAACACUGAUUACAUGACUUACAUGUUCAAGUAUGAUAGUGUGCAUGGUCAAUGGAAGCAUCAUGAAGUUAAGGUGAAGGAUGAAACCCUUCUUUUUGGUGAAAAUUCUGUCAAAGUAUUCCAGUGCAGGAAUCCUGAGGAGAUUCCAUUGGCUGAAGCUGGUGCUGAGUUUGUUGUUGAAUCUACUGGAGUCUUCACAGACAGAGAUAAGGCUACUGCUCGGUUUAUCUUCUUUCUAUUUUAGUAGUAUUCGAUUUUCGGAUUUGGAUUAUAAGUAUCAUUCCUGUAGUAAUUCUGCAAGAUGAGUAUUGAUCUUGCCCACUCUUGCCAUAUUUAGGUGCAUUAGUUGAUUGGUUUGUGCAUGAUGAAUAAUCCAAUUUCUAUGAAUUCUUGAAAUAUGAUCCAUGUCCAUUCUUGCUAUAUUUGGGUGAAAAUUUGUUGAUUUGAUAGUGUAGAUUGUGUUUAGUAUAGUCUAGCUUCCAUGAAUUCUAGACCUUCGAUUCAGCUGGUUGGUUCAAUCGUUCAGUCUAGUUUCGUAUUAUGUUCUUAAAGGGCGCCUUGGGUUGAUCGAUUGAAACCAGGGUGGUGCUAAGAAAGUGGUGAUCUCUGCUCCAAGCAAAGAUGCUCCCAUGGAGUGAAUGAGAAAGAAUACAAGCCUGAGCUAAACAUCGUCUCGAAUGCUAGCUGCACGACUAACUGCCUUGCCCCGUUGGCCAAGUUUAUCAACGACAAGUUUGGUAUAGUUGAGGGCCUAAUGUCCACCAUCCACUCUAUAACGGCCACACAGAAGACGGUUGAUGGUCCAUCGAGCAAGGACUGGAGAGGCGGAAGGGCAGCGUCAUUCAACAUCAUCCCAAGCAGCACGGGUGCUGCCAAGGCUGUUGGGAAGGUGCUUCCAGCACUGAACGGGAAGCUAACGGGAAUGUCGUUCCGGGUCCCAACUGUUGAUGUUUCAGUCGUGGACCUGACUGUGAGGCUAGAGAAGGCGGCCACCUAUGAUGAGAUCAAAGCUGCCAUCAAGGAUGCAUUGGAGAGCAAGCUGAAGGGCAUAUUGGGAUACGGGGAAGACGAUGUGGUGUCGACGGACUUCAUUGGUGAUAGCAGGUCGAGCAUCUUCGAUGCUAAAGCCGGCAUUGCUUUGAACAACAAUUUCGUCAAACUUGUGUCCUGGUACGACAACGAAUGGGGUUACAGUACAUGGCGUCAGUGGCAUGAUGGAUUUGCCAGGGUGGAAGUCUACGUGGCAGGCAUUGAGCUUUUAUCGUGUACAAUAAGCUGCUUAGUCGGAGCAGCAAGCUUAGCCUGUGUGUAUCUUUUGUAUCACACCAUUGUAGAUAAGUUUCUACUUUAUUACUACUACUAAGGAUCUCAUGCUAUUCUAUUCUUUAUUCUUGUAAAUUUAGGGUAUCACAUAAUACACGAAAAUAUAAUACUAA